GUAGGAGUUGGAGGCGGGGCUAACGCAGAAAGUCUGCGCGCAUGUUCUUUCUUGCAGCGUCUGAUCCCGGUUCGAGGAGGCUGCAUCUAGUUUUCUUCGCCUUUUCUGCUCGAAAUGGCAUCAGCGGAGGAUGUUGGAUCGAAAAGCCAAAUGUUUUAUGAAAUAGAGUGCGUAAUAGAAGAUUGCGAUACUGAGGUUGGAUACAAACCUCUGUCAGACAGCGACGAGCUCGAAGAAUCCGCGGAGGAGGAUGGACUGCGGGAUGAAGAUAUUGAUUCUUCUGAAGAAUGGGAGCCUCGCAGGCGCUCAAAACUAAAGAAGAACUCAUCCUCCUCGCCUUCCUCGUCUGUACCACGCCGGAAAGGACGGUCAACAAAAAAUGCUUUGAAGCCCUCUCCAUCAGCACCAGCGAUUGCCCACAAGUCAAAAAACACCCCAGCCGUCUCCUUACCUCGACGGAGAGGCAGACCGUCCAAGGACAAAUCAAAAGCCAAACUCUUUCCUAAAGCCACCCCAUGUGCCACGAUCGUGCCUAAACCCCCUCCUUAUGCCACGCUGAUCCCUAAUUCCUCCGUUAAAUUCGGCCCUCAUUCCACAUCCACCAUUACUCUUAGCCCUAAUUUGACUCCUAUAACCCUUGCCAAUGCCUCAUCCUCCAUUAAACUGAGCCCUAAUUCUACACCCAUACUCAUCCCUAAUCCCGCUUCCACUUUUAAACUCGACCCUAAUUCCACACACGCCUCCAAUCAGGCGCCGAUAGCCACACUUAUCUGUACACCCACAACAACAGGGCUUCUGAUAGAUGGUGACACCAAUGAGCUCAAGUCAGUGAAGGAAGAGGAACCAUGGGAAGAGAAUGAGGAUGCUAUUGAAAAAUGGCCUUUUACUAAGGAAGAAAGCCAAGAGGGUUCAGAAUCAUCAAAUGCAAAGAGGCAACGACUCUCAUCCCCGAUACCCUUGAAGCACACCUCAAAAACUACCCAUAGUCCCCUGCCUGAACUUGCACCCAUAGACACUUCUUAUCAUGUACCCACCUCUGAACCCACAACCACUGAUGAACCAUUGAUUUCAUUAUCCAUCACUCAACCCAUAUCUGCUUCCAACCCUAAUCCUGCACCCACCAGGCCUCGAGACAGCGACUUUGAUGACGACAGCGAAGAGAUCAGUGAUUCAGGGAGGGAAGAGGAACUGUGGGAAGAAAAUCUUGAUUCUGGUGAUGACUGGAACCCUCUUCUGGAAAGUCCGGAUCGUUCAAAAUCACCUGCAUUGGCACAGUCGCCAAAAACAACAUCAGGACCAAUAGACAAACUCUUUCUAUCUACGUCUGAACCUGCUUCUGAAGCCACUCCCACACCCACAUCUGAAGCCACACCCACUUUUGAAGCCAUUCCCGCAACCAACCACAAUUCCACUCCCACACCUAACUCUUAUCCAGCACCCAUUUUACCACGGCGAAGAGGCCGGCCACGAAAGCAUGCUUUAAAACUCAACCUCACACCAACCCCUGAUUCCACUCCUAUAACCUUAUCUGAUCCCUACGCUGAUCUCAUCCCUGUGACAAGUUUAGAUCCCGCUCCCAAGCCCGUUAUGUCCACCAAUUCCAAUCCCAAUCCCGAAACUAUUUCCACUUCUGAACCCACUUCAACUGAUGAGAAAUCAAAGCCCGUAGCAACUACUUAUUCUCCAGGGCACGCCAGAAACAGGUUGUCUUCAGCCUUGGAUUCACCUUGGAUGAAAAAUAAGAGUAAGCCAGAUAAGUGGCUUGACAUCAGCAAUGAGGAUGAGGAACCGAUACUACCAAAUUUUUCUCCCAAGAGACCUCCAGGUCCGCAGCUCAUGGCGGACACAACAUAUACGCCCUUGCAGUUGUUCCAGCUCUUUUUCACCAACUCUGCAAUCAAGACAAUCGUCAGAAACACUAACAUCAAUGCCGAAAGGAGGUUGAAAGCGGGAAAGAAGUUUGUCUGGGUACCUCUAACCGUACCCGAGUUCUACUCAUAUGUGGCUUUAGUUGUCUACAUGGGGCUGGUGAAGGCAGAAUCAAUAGUGGACUACUGGGCGAGGAAUCGAAUGUACAAUUUUUUAUACCCGCAGUCCAUCAUGUCCCAAGCAAGAUUUCAGGCCAUCUCCUGGAAUCUUUACCUCUGUGAUCUUCAGGAGGACGAGGAGAACAACAAGAAGAAAGGCACCGCAGGUUAUGACCGACUGCUUAAAAUCAAGCCUCUGUACAAGGACGUUCUUUCGGCGUGUAGGAAACACUUUCACCCCGACAGAGAGAUUCUGGUAGAUGAGAGAAUGGUCGCUACCAAAGCUAGGAGUGGACUUAAGCGAUAUAUGAAUGACAAACGAACUAAAUGGAGCUACAAACUCUUCGUUCUUGUCGAUUCGUCCUGUGGGUACACCUGGAAUUUCUUCGUAUAUGAAGGAAAGACUUCGACAUCAUCGGGUAAAGGUGCCGGGUAUGAUUCGGUUAUGAGACUACUGGAUCACAAGGUCCUCGGCAAGGGUUAUAGGUUAUACAUGGACAAUUUCUACACCAGCCCGACUCUUUUCUUGGAUUUGUUGCAGAACGGCAUCCUCGCUUGUGGCACAUUGCGCCAUAGUUCCAGUUUACCGAAGGUCAACGACCUGAGCAGAAGAUCUGAAUUAGGCUCCAUCCGUUGGUGUCGGCAAGGUCCUCUUCUAUUCAUCAAAUGGAUGGAUGCGAGAGAAGUCCUCAUGUGUUCCUCCAUUCACAAGGCGUUCACGGGGGAUACAGUCACCAGGAAAGCCAAGGGUCCCGAUGGGGUUUGGAGAAAACGUCUAAUUCCUGUUCCAUCCGCUGUGAAGGACUACAGCAAAUACACGGGAGGUGUUGAUCUCUCGGAUUCCCUCACAGAUUAUUAUGAUGUCCUCCACAAAUCCACAAAAUGGUACGAGACCUUCUUCUUCCAUUUUCUUGACAUCGCAGUGGUCAACAGUUUCAUCCUUCACCAAAAAUUGGCAAAAGCUCAGAACAAGGUCCCACUCAUCCAAAAACUGUUUAGGGAAAUCCUUGUUUCAGAACUUGCACGUGUCGGCAGAGGUAAGAAUCCCCUUUUGUCUGCUGCCAAAGAUCCCUCAACAUCCAACACGCCGGUCUCCAUAAGGAGGUCUGCACGGUUGUCUUCAGCCCCUAAAGAAACGAAUGCGUACUCGGCGUCCGACACAGAGUCGUCUCCCCCACCCUCACCUGCCCAGAUGGAGCGAUGCUAUCCAGAGUAUUUUGGUUCUGAUGCUACGUAUGGGAGGCAAGUUUGUGUCAUGUGCAAACUGCAAGGAUAUAAAUUCAAGACUCCCAUAUACUGCUCCCACUGCAAGGUUGCAUUAUGCUUCCGGUCAUCACGCAACUGCUUCAAGAAAUGGCACAUAGAUCAUUACCCUGAAGAUUUGUAGAUGUGUUGCAUGUUGGGAUUUUUUGGGAUCUUGCAUGACCAUUUUUCAUUUUGUAUGAACUUGUUACUUGUAUAGUUAUGACUCUAUUAAAAACAACUACAAA
Molecule: messenger RNA, 3517 nt
Organism: Carassius carassius (crucian carp)
Lineage: Eukaryota; Metazoa; Chordata; Actinopteri; Cypriniformes; Cyprinidae
Exons: 4
Coding region: 115-3414 (1099 amino acids)
Molecular function (GO): DNA binding
Source: RefSeq, a predicted model, not a curated record